CCCCCAGUGGACGCAUACUGCACUGCGCCUGCUCAACCUUCCGAGUUGGGAGAGAGAGUGAGAGGGAAGAAAAAAAAGGGGACGGAGCAAGUAGGGUAGAGCGAGUGAGCGAGGCCCCUCCCUCAGAUGACAUCUAUCUAGCGCUAUUGAAGCAGGGCUAGAGGCUGAUGUAAGUUCACACUUGUAGUGCGCUCUGCCCAAGCGAUCUAUCCUACAUGCGCUGCCAUUCCAAGGCUCCUUACAACAGCCAGCGGACUGGAGUGUGUAUUUGAAUGUGUGCGCGUGUGUGUGUGUGUGGACCAGUAAACACACACCAUACCAGUAGCAUUACUGCUGGUACACACUACCGAGGACUGAUACCAGAGCUGCUGUAGCAUUCAGUUGGUCUUCAACUGGGGCUUUUUUUGGGGAUCUGAAGGUAUUCUCCGUACACUUGGAAUAUAUUCUUUUACAGACUGCUUUUCUAGGGAGGAUAUUUAGUUUUUGGUUGAUUUAGGAGAGAUCCAAUCAACACUGGAUCGGCGCUGGCACAGCUACUGGAGGGACGGCGUGCUGCAGAGAGCGGGCGUGUAGCCACCGAGGGGACACGUUACCGCGAGCCCGGGGGCGCGACGCGCGGCACGACUGAUUCCCCAGAGGAGCGGCAAAGCACCACGCUGUUUCCGGAUCUUCCCGAGCCUUGGAUUUAUGAACUCACAGCGGGUGGGAAUUCUGUGAGCGCUGCAGGGUCGGAGUACGUGGGUGGCGCAGGCCAGGAGUCGGCCUGUGGAAAGCCAGGUUGCUGUUGGAAUGGCUCUGUCCAGCUUUGGCUCGCCGCUUCAUCAUGAAUGGUCUGCUUGACCGCAGACCUUCUGGAGUGUCUCUGUACCUUCCCUGAGAGAGCCUGACCUCUCCUUUCCCCACCAGGACGGGGCAUCUGUGUUGCACAAAUAGAUGUGAGCUGGCCUCUGCGACUGCUAAAACCACUGGGAUUUUGCCUUUUUAAUAUUAUCCCCACGAAAUCUCAUGGUUCCUUUGGAGAAGAGGAAGCCCGCAGCUUUGUCUUUGAGUUUGAGAGGGGAUGCUUUUUCCACUGGCUUAUCUUCCAUGGCAAAGCCUUUGAUGGCCAGAGAACAAACAGGGAUCAGUUCAGUUCAAACACACUGACCUGGGUAGGGAUAUUACCCAGACAAUCGGUCGCUCUCCAACUACGCUUAGAAACUUUUCCGUUCUCAAAAGGAUUAGUGGAAAGAUUGCAAUAUAAAUAUUUAUUGGAUCGGCUGGAUCGGGAAAGUAUUCUACGGUGCCCAGAGAAGGAUUCUUUAAGGAUUCUUUUAAAUCAGGAGUUCCCGAGUGAUUACCGCAGCCAAACCACAACAAAACUUUGGCGGCGACAAGAUGGCCGCACAGUGCAAGAACUUCCUUCUCUUCCUGACCAGGGUAGGACUACUCCUGGGCCUGGCAAACCCCCUGGUGACCUCCGCCUCCUGUCCCUCUGCUUGCCGUUGUGAUGGGACCUUCAUCUACUGUAAUGACCGAGGCCUCACCUCCAUCCCCACGGGCAUCCCACUGGACGCCACCGUCCUCUUUCUCCAGAAUAACCGGAUAAAGAGUGCGGGCAUCCCCGCUGAUCUUAAGAGGCUGAGCAACGUCGAGAAGAUCUAUCUUUACUGUAACAACCUGGAUGAGUUCCCCCAGAAUCUGCCCAUCGGGGUCAAGGAACUGCAUCUACAGGAGAACAACAUUAGGAUGAUCACGCACGCGUCACUGGGCCAGAUCCCGCUGAUCGAGGAGCUUCACUUGGACGAUAACUCUGUCUCAGCGGUUAGCAUCGAGGAAGGAGCGUUCAGGGACAGCAACCAUCUGAGGCUACUCUUUCUCUCCAGGAACCACCUGAGCACCAUCCCCUCUGGCCUUCCGCAGACCAUCGAGGAGCUACGCUUUGAUGAUAACCGCAUCUCGUCAAUAUCGGAGGCUUCUCUCCAGGACCUGAUCAACCUGAAGAGGCUUGUUCUGGACGGUAACCUGCUCAACAACCGGGGCAUCAGCGAGAUGGCCUUCGUCAAUCUGAUUAAUCUCACCGAGCUCUCCCUCGUGAGAAACACCCUGACAUCACCGCCGGCCAAUUUACCGGGCACUAGUCUGGAGAAACUGCAGCUCCAGGACAACCACAUCAACCGCGUGCCGCCAGGAGCUUUUGCAUUCCUGAGACAGCUGUAUCGACUGGAUCUGUCAGGUAACAACCUGAGCAGUCUGCCCCAGGGGGUGUUUGAGGACCUGGACAACCUCACGCAGCUCCUGCUCCGUAACAACCCAUGGCAGUGUACUUGCCGGAUGAAGUGGGUGCGGGACUGGUUGAGGUCGCUGCCGUCCAAAGUCAACGUCCGAGGCUUCAUGUGCCAGGGCCCGGACAAGGUCAAAGGCAUGGCAAUCAAGGAUCUCUCCACGGAACUGUUUGACUGCGGGGGCUCAGACGUGGCCCCCACCUUCGAGACCAGCACGGUCUCCAACACCUCGCCCCCCUCACAGCCGCAGUGGCCCAUGUUUGUGACUAAAAGACCCGUGGUGAAAAUACCCGACCUGGGCAAGAACUACCGCAGCACGACGACGUCGUCAGGCAGAAAGAUAAUCACCAUCAGCGUUAAGUCGAGCAGUGCAGAGACGGUCCACAUCUCCUGGAGGGUAUCGGUCCCCAUGACUGCCCUGAGACUCAGCUGGCUGAAACUGGGUCAUAACCCGUCGUUCGGUUCCAUCACAGAGACCAUCGUUCAGGGGGAAAAGACGGAGUACCUCCUGACGGCGCUCGAACCGGAAUCCUCGUACAGGAUAUGCAUGGUCCCCAUGGAGACCAGCAACAUUUACCUGUCGGACGAGACGCCGGUCUGCAUAGAGACCGAGACCAGCUCCCUGAAACCCUACAACCCCACCACGACGCUUAACCGCGAGCAGGAGAAGGAGCCGUACAACAACUCCAGCCUGCCGUUGGCCGCGAUCAUUGGCGGCGCUGUGGCACUGCUGGCUGUUAUCAUUCUGGCGCUCGUGUGCUGGUACGUUCACCGGAACGGCUCGCUGUUCUCCAGGAACUGCACGUACAACAAGGGCCGACGGAGGAAGGAUGACUACGCGGAGGCGGGGACCAAGAAGGACAACUCCAUCUUGGAGAUACGAGAGCCCUCCUUCCAGAUGAUCCCUAUACACCCUGUGCCCGUGUCCAAAGAGGAGUUUGUCAUUCACACCAUUUUCCCGCCCAACGGGCUGAGCCUGUACAAGAGCCCGCACAACGAGAACAGUCUCAACAACAGGAGCUACAGGGAUAGCGGAAUACCCGAUUCAGACCACUCCCAUUCAUGAUAUCGACAACGCAAGACAUUUAGGCAUGAAUGAGUGCGUUCGUCGACGACUUUCAAACCAAGUGGCUACAAGACUUUCUUAGGAAACACUGGAACUAAAAGACUUGAGUGGGGAAGCAUUGUUCUUCUGUACAUUUGCCGAUAUAAUUUAUAUUUAAGGGACAUUUUAAGAUGAAGAGGAGAACAAAACGUGGUUCACAUUGCAGACAGGGCCGUCACUGAGUCAGUGUAUGUUGUAAAGAAAAACUGCAAUUCUAUAUUUUAGGGGUUUGUAGUAAUUUGUACUGUAAUUUUCUUUGGCUUAAGGUUACCUAGCGACCAACUAAGAAAAACAAAACCAACUCUGUUAUUCUGAGAUAUGAUGACUUGUCAACUGUGAAAGUGGGGUUUUCAUUGCUGUGUUGAACAAUCAGACUUCAAAAAACUUGUAGAAUAAAGCACAGGUCAUUGCUUUUACACUCUUUUGUGGCUGUUUGGUAAAAACUAAAAAGGCAAAAAAAUAUAUACGACACGAUCAAAAUGGAGGCACUGCCUGAUUAGCGUAACAGAACCAGGAUAAAGCAGUAACACAGCAGGGGGCAGGGCAGGGGGACAGUUGCCCCUAGUGCCAUGCCAGUGAGACCCAGGGGAUGUACCUCUGGACACCUGGACUAGCAUAUGAUGUGGAGGUGUCAUGCCUUACAUCUUGGCUUUCUGCGGCGCAUGGAUUCAUUUGUGCUUUUGUCAGUUUGGAGACAGGACUGACACCCAGACAGGCCAACGACUGUGUAUGAGAGAACGUGAGUCGGAGUGCGUGUGUGGGUGAGAGUGUGUGCGCGUCAGAAAGGCCUGUAGGCCAUAGUAUAGGGCAGGUGAAACACACAGGGUGUGUUGGGAGAGACUCGUGCAGGGUGGGGGUGCAGGAGCGUUGAGGGAGGGCAGCAGUGUUGACAAAAAUAAACCCCCCAACCAUCUGUACUAUUUGUUCAGGCCAACAAAAGGCAGCACUACAAUGGAUGACAUCCUCCAGUACCUUGUACCGCACGUCAUCCAAACGUUAGCCUCAAACAGAAACACCACAUUGGCUUUCUUUGGGAUACAAACUUGAGUGUCACCAAUUUUGUUGUUCAUGAUUAUAAUUUAGUAUUUUUCUUUUCUUUUUUUUCUUUUUUGUUUGAACACACUUCUACUUCUGUGUUUCCACAAUUUCAAAGUGAAAUGUUCUUUACAACUGUGGGAUUCUUGAAAGUCGUAUUCAACAUCGAGAAAAUAUUUGUCUGAAUAAAGUUGGGAUUGUCCCGUCUUUCAAGAGUCCCUAAAGUGAAAACCAAAGUGCAUUGUAUGCCCUUUGGCUUGUCUUGUAUGUGCCUUGAUCCAAUGCUUAUUGUAUUUAGCUUUAUAAGAACCAGUGACUUUUUUUCAUACACACUUGAAUAUGAGAAAAUAUUGGUCAUAUUGCAGAAUAAAAGUGGAUAAAAUGUCAA
Messenger RNA from Esox lucius (northern pike), 4792 nucleotides. RefSeq names its product fibronectin leucine rich transmembrane 3 (gene flrt3). The record is from RefSeq and is a predicted model, not a curated record. Bases 1378 to 3330 code for a protein of 650 amino acids. Gene Ontology annotation, molecular function: protein binding. The transcript has 3 exons. NCBI's taxonomy places the organism in Eukaryota, Metazoa, Chordata, Actinopteri, Esociformes, Esocidae.